AUGGGUGGGAUUAGCGUGCCAGCUCAGAAUGCUGUUAUUCCCCCGGUGCAGCAGCAGCCGCUUGUUGUGUCUGGCAUACGUGUUCUCCAUUAUCGCUGCAAUUUCGGAGCUUCACUGGUGUUUAAGUGCCUCAGCGAAGGGGGUGUCCACGUGCUUAACUUGUGCCUACUCGCCAUGCGAAAGACGCCAGAUGCUGCAAAUCCGGAAUUUUCGCUUAGACAGUGGUGCCAGGUUCCCAGUGAUUACAGAGCAUGGGCUCUGGAUGCACUACAUGACCAUCAGAUCAACUUCCUUAACGGCAAAGUUCGAAAAGCCCAGCCUUCGGGUGAAGCUUCAGGAGCCCAGCCUUCGGGUGAAGUUUCAGGAGCCCAGCCUUCGGGUGAAGCUCCAGAGACCCAGCCUUCGAGUGAAGCCCCUCGUCCCGCCGCGCGGGCUGAUGAAGAGCCACAGGCCCCACCAAAAGUCCUUCGCAGCUCCCGGGGAAGAGUCCUCUCGCCAGUCCAGCCACGGUCAGCCCUCCGCAGCCAGCCAGCCAGUCAGGUGCCAUCGAGAACCAAUACCCCCGCAAGAAUGGCCUAA
Trichophyton rubrum CBS 118892 is the source of this 579-nucleotide messenger RNA. RefSeq lists its product as uncharacterized. Bases 1 to 579 code for a protein of 192 amino acids. NCBI's taxonomy places the organism in Eukaryota, Fungi, Ascomycota, Eurotiomycetes, Onygenales, Arthrodermataceae. The transcript has 2 exons. The record is from RefSeq and is a predicted model, not a curated record.